AUGGCUACCGACAAGGGACUCGAGGAUGUCCCCGAGGGUAAGAACUCCUUUCCUCGUCUCUCGCUGCGACUGAACCGCUACGAUUUCGUCGACCUCGUCGGCCUCUGCGACCCCGCGCCAGAAGGCGGUCAGAUCGAGUCCAACUACGACGAGACCGUCGACUCUUUCGAUGAGAUGGCACUCAAGUCUGAGUUGCUCCGAGGCAUCUACGCUUACGGUUUCGAGCGCCCCUCUGCCAUCCAGCAGCGCGCUAUCAUGCCCGUCAUCAAGGGCCACGACGUUAUCGCUCAGGCCCAGUCUGGUACCGGCAAGACCGCCACCUUCUCCAUCUCGGUCCUCCAGAAGAUCGACCCCAGCCUGAAGCAGUGCCAGGCCCUGAUUCUCGCUCCUACCCGUGAGCUGGCUCAGCAGAUCCAGAAGGUCGUCGUCGCUAUCGGUGACUUCAUGAACAUUGAGUGCCACGCCUGCAUUGGUGGCACCAGUGUCCGUGAUGACAUGAAGGCUCUCCAGGACGGCCCCCAGGUCGUCGUCGGUACCCCCGGCCGUGUCCACGACAUGAUCCAGCGUCGUUUCCUCAAGACCGACGGCAUGAAGAUGUUCGUCCUCGACGAGGCCGACGAGAUGCUUUCUCGUGGUUUCACCGAGCAAAUCUACGACAUCUUCCAGCUGCUGCCCCAGUCUACCCAGGUCGUCCUCCUGUCCGCCACCAUGCCCCAGGACGUCCUCGAGGUCACCACCAAGUUCAUGCGCGACCCCGUCAGGAUUCUCGUCAAGAAGGACGAGCUUACCCUCGAGGGUAUCAAGCAGUUCUACAUCGCCGUCGAGAAGGAGGAGUGGAAGCUCGACACCCUCUCCGAUCUGUACGAGACUGUGACCAUCACCCAAGCCGUUAUCUUCUGCAACACCCGCAGAAAGGUCGACUGGCUCACCGACAAGCUCACCGCCCGUGACUUCACCGUCUCCGCCAUGCACGGUGACAUGGACCAGGCUCAGCGUGACCUGAUUAUGAAGGAGUUCCGUUCCGGCUCCUCCCGUGUCCUGAUCGCCACUGACCUGUUGGCCCGUGGUAUCGAUGUCCAGCAGGUCUCCCUGGUCAUCAACUACGAUCUCCCCGCCAACCGGGAGAACUACAUCCACCGUAUCGGUCGUGGUGGUCGUUUCGGCCGAAAGGGUGUCGCCAUCAACUUUGUGACCGCCGACGACGUCCGCAUGAUGCGUGAGAUUGAGCAAUUCUACAGCACCCAGAUCGAGGAGAUGCCCAUGAACGUUGCCGACCUCAUCUAG
Messenger RNA from Diaporthe citri, 1284 nucleotides. RefSeq lists its product as uncharacterized. Lineage: Eukaryota; Fungi; Ascomycota; Sordariomycetes; Diaporthales; Diaporthaceae. The transcript has 5 exons. The record is from RefSeq and is a predicted model, not a curated record. Gene Ontology annotation, molecular function: RNA binding; RNA helicase activity; ATP binding. The coding region runs from base 1 to 1284 and encodes 427 amino acids.